AUGGAUCGUGGUCAAGGACAGAGCACUUCGACGCCCAAGAAAGAUAAGAAUACCACCAAGGAGGAUAGGUUGAAUAUGCUCUACCAAAAGUUAAGCAGAGUGAAGCUUACCCCCAGUACAAUUCCUGAAUUGUUGGAUAAUUUAUCUGAUGUCGAGGCAGAUGUUGAGGGGGAAGAACGUCAAAGCGAUUUCAGUAGUGAUAAUGAGGAGACCGCGACGUCUGAUGAGUUUGAUGAAUCAUCGAGUGAGGAGAGUUGCGAGGGGAGUGAGGAUGAGGCGGGGGAUGAGGGCCGCCCAAAGCCACCCAUAAGGAGGCGUGAAGGACGGCUUCAACAGCCAAAUCCUGAUGAUGCCUGGUCUAGUGACAAUACACCACCAUUUGUAGACAGUUUCACUGCCACACCAGGCCUAACUGUCCCAGUGCCAACCACUCCUGUACAAUUUAUACAAUUAUUCCUGACACGGGCCCUCAUUGAAUAUAUCACAGUGGAAACGAACAAGUAUGCCAGACAAUUUAUUCAGAAUGCUUCCAGGCGCACCAUGAGGAUGUGGCAAGAGGUAUCGUUGAAGGAAAUGGCCAGGUAUUUGGGUCUGUCUAUGUUGAUGGGUAUUGCACGACUCCCGACGAUGAGAAUGUACUGGCAAACAAGCCGGUUGUGGCAUAUGAGGACCUUCAAUAUUUUCAUGACUGUAAAACGAUACCAACAUAUCAGCCAGUUUUUCCAUAGUUACAACAAGCUUGCAAUUCACCCAAACAAUAAGGACCGAAUAGUAAAACUGCGCACAAUCAUUACUUAUCUUACCACCAAGUUUGGCACAUACUACGUUCCCAAUAAAGCACUCAGUUUGGAUGAAGGAACAAUGUCGUGGCGUGGUCGUUUAUCCUUCAAGGUUUACUAUCCAAAUAAACCAGAUAAGUAUGGGGUAAAGUUGUACAUGCUUGCUGAGGCAGGGACUGGCUACAUUAUUGACUUUGAGGUGAAUGCUGGAGUUGGUAAGACAAUAGUGGAGACAGUGAUGGCCUUGAUGCGGCCAUUAUUAAACAAGGGUUAUCAUCUUUAUAUGGACAAUUACUAUAACUUUGUCCAUCUCACAGAAUUGCUACGGGAACAUGGUGUGUACACUUGUGGAACACUCAGAUUGCAGCGUGGCGCCCCCAAACUUCUGCAACAACUUGCAAAAGGUAAAUUCCCUGUUGAUCAAACCAUUUUCAGGCGCAAGGACAACACUUUUAUUAUCCUAUGGAAAGACAAGAGAGUGGUGUCAGUGAUUACAAACUGCCACAAUGCUGACACACAAGAAGUACAACGAAGGAAGAGAGUGAGGAAACGUGACGGAGCAACAUCAGUAAAGAUUGUAACUGUGCACAAACCCAGUGCCAUUUGCGACUACAACACCAACAUGAAAGUUGUUGAUCACUUCGACCAAAUGGUCAAAUAUUACAGGUUCACCAGGAAAUCACAUAAGCGGACGAAGAAGAUCACAUUUUAUUUCCUUCAGAUGGCUCUACACAAUGCCUAUGUGUUGUACAAGAUGUACACAACUGAUGCCAAGAAAUUGACCCUACUCCAGUUUCACGAGGAAGCAAUAUGGGCCCUGUUGAGGUGGGACCAGGAUGAGUGUCCUGCCACUGAAAGCCCUAUCCCACAUGCUGAGGAUUACCAAGAUCCUUCUGAUGAUUUGGCAACACCGGGACCAUUUGGAGUGAGGCGUCCUUUUUUCCUCCUCCACGCCAAGCACAAGACACAUCCUCAUCUGACACAGAACCUGAAACGGAAACGCCUGAACCUGAACCUCGUCCUCCACCAGUGA
Molecule: messenger RNA, 1812 nt
Organism: Procambarus clarkii (red swamp crayfish)
Lineage: Eukaryota; Metazoa; Arthropoda; Malacostraca; Decapoda; Cambaridae
Product: piggyBac transposable element-derived protein 4-like
Source: RefSeq, a predicted model, not a curated record